This is a messenger RNA of Oncorhynchus masou masou (cherry salmon), 618 nucleotides long. Its product is annotated as pancreas/duodenum homeobox protein 1-like. Gene Ontology annotation, biological process: embryonic skeletal system morphogenesis; regulation of transcription by RNA polymerase II; anterior/posterior pattern specification. Gene Ontology annotation, molecular function: DNA-binding transcription factor activity, RNA polymerase II-specific; RNA polymerase II cis-regulatory region sequence-specific DNA binding. Bases 1 to 618 code for a protein of 205 amino acids. NCBI's taxonomy places the organism in Eukaryota, Metazoa, Chordata, Actinopteri, Salmoniformes, Salmonidae. The record is from RefSeq and is a predicted model, not a curated record. Gene Ontology annotation, cellular component: nucleus. The transcript is spliced from 2 exons.
AUGGAUACCUCGGGUAUUUAUGAUGGUGGGCGCUUCCAACUGCCGUUACGGGAGGAGUAUGACUAUAACCCGCCCGCCUGCCGCUACAGCGGCGACACCGAGCAGGUACGGAUCCCCAUUCCCGCUUGUGCCUCUGUCGAACACCAGAGUAAGGAGACUUUACUGCCCUACGAUCUACCUCCCUGUCAGCACUCGAGCCCUGGUCAGACCCAGGAAUACCUGACAGGCCAGCGUCGUGUACCGGACGACUACCAUCCAGGAGACAGCCCAGUAGUGGGGGGAGAGUCCCUGGGACACUUGUCAUUCUCCUGGAUGAGGAGCUCCAGAGUUCACUCGUAUCACUCACUCACAGGUAGUCAUUCCGAGAACACAGACCAACACAAGCGGAGCCGCACCGCGUACAGCCGGGCUCAGUUAUUGGAGCUGGAGGAGGAGUUCCUCUUUAACAAGUAUAUCUCCAGGCCUCGCAGAUAUGAACUGGCCACCACACUCAACCUGACGGAGAGACAUAUUAAAAUCUGGUUCCAGAACCGGCGGAUGAAGUGGAAAAAAGAAGAAACGAAAAAAAUAAAAAAAUCUGACCACCACGAACCGGAGAGUUCCAAUAACAAUUGCUAA